This is a messenger RNA of Mesorhabditis spiculigera, 1158 nucleotides long. The record is from the annotation of a GenBank genome assembly. NCBI's taxonomy places the organism in Eukaryota, Metazoa, Nematoda, Chromadorea, Rhabditida, Rhabditidae.
AUGUCGGCCCCUUCCGGCCACCAUCACCCUCUUCUAUGCCUCGCCGAUUCGUGGUCCACCCAACCCUGUUCAUCUACCGACUAUCUCGCGGAUCAGGGCAAUGAUGGCAUAUUUUCCUCGGCUUCCUCUUGCCAACCUCCGGCCCGUUGGCCACAGGCGUCGACGCCGAGGCGUAGCUUGGCGACGUCGUUGAUACGGCCCGGCAACCCGAAGAUGCACUCACCCCCGUUGGCGCAGAAAACCCUCCCGAACUCCUUGCUGACGCCGCUCCAGCGGACGCCGAACAACAACGAGAACAUGUCGCCGUCGUCGAUGAUCGUCACCCCAUCCCCGAAUCGGUUGAAACGACAACGGCAAGCUGCUGGACUGUUGACGACGUUUCCGGAGAUGAGCUAUGGGUCGUCGGGGAUAGAGCCCUGGAAAGAUGAUGAUCCUUCCCUCCUUGACGACAUCGAAGCUCCAAUGGAACGUCCGCGUGAAGAUUUGAUGAUCUCCGGCGGCUCGAUGACCCCUCAGCACCUAACUCCCCUCAAAUCCGCCAGCUCCUACGACAUUAAGUUGGAGACGCCCUCAAAAUUGUUCCCUGGUGAUGAACAGUUUGACAGCGACUUCUUGUCGUUGUCGAUGGACACGAGCGGGUGCUUCAGCUCGUUCGCCUCGUUGUCGUCGAUCCACCGGAUUCCGGAGAUGUCGACUGGGCCCCUGGAGACAAGCGUCUACAACGAGUCGCCCACCCGAAGCGUCAACCGCCAUCAUCAGCUGCUGUUCAGCCCCGACCAGAAGCCGCCGGUGCAGAUCAAGAGGGCACGGAGGAGUCUGCCGGUGCUGCACAACCCGGCCCUCGAUGAAGCCCUCGCCAACCCACACCCCCUACACCGGAUCCCGGUGCUCUACAAGGCCGAACCUGUUGACGACCCCUCAAUCGGCGUCUUCAACGAGGAGAGCCGCGACUCGACGUCUAGCAGAAUCGGCGUCCGAGAUGAGAACGAGCCCCCGGGCGGCCGGAAGGACUUCAGCACACCGAAGAAGCCGCUGAAGCCGUUCGCCCGACGCUGGCUGAAAAUCGUGUGCGGCACCACGGGCGCGCAGCGCGAAGUCACCCGGCUGGCCCACGAUUUCUACAAGCGAUUCGCCGCCGAGCAGCCCACCCAAGAAGCA